GAGUUGUCGUCGUUAUGACGUCAUCACCACGCGACGUUGUUGGUGCUGCGCAGUUGCUUGUUUGGAAUUUUCCACCAGACUAACCCUUAGAAACUUAGUGCCUGUGUGUGUGAUAGUUUGUAUCGAAACUAUUGGAGAGUGGGGACACAAGAAGAAGUCUGAGCCGCCCGGAUCGCUCCUCAAUUGUGCCGUCCGAGCCUGCGGUGGGAGCGCGUUUGUUUGCUUGGGUCCUGCCGAUGGAGUACACAAGAGGUCCAGUCGAAGGCUCUCAGCUGGCAGCCAGCAACGUCCCGGCCUUCCUUACCAAACUGUCGACUUUGCUGGAAGACCCCGACACAGACCCGCUCAUCUGCUGGAGCCCGAGUGGAACAAGUUUCCAUGUCUACGAUCAAGGUUACUUCUCCAAAGAGGUCCUCCCAAAGUUCUUCAAACACAACAACAUGGCCAGCUUUAUUCGACAGCUCAACAUGUAUGGCUUCCGCAAGGUAGUCCACAUGGAGCAGGGCGGGCUGCUGAAACCAGAGAAAGACGACACAGAAUUUCAACACCCGUUCUUCGUCAGAGGCCAAGAGCACCUGCUGGAGAACAUCAAACGCAAAGUCACCAAUGUGUCUUCGGUGCGUCAGGAGGACAGCAAGAUCCCAUCUCAUGAGGUCAGCAGACUGCUGAACGACGUGCAGGUGAUGAAGGGAAAGCAGGAGACCAUCGACUCCAAAAUCAACGCCAUGAAACAUGAGAAUGAGGCUUUAUGGAGGGAGGUUGUGUGUCUGAGGCAGAAACACGCUCAACAGCAGAAAAUGGUCAACAAGUUGAUCCAGUUCCUGGUGUCACUGGUCCAGUCCAACAGGAUCAUGGGAGUCAAGAGAAAACUCCCGCUGAUGCUCAAUGACUCAAGCUCCGCCCACUCCGUGCCCAAAUACGCGCGAUCGUUUUCCUUGGAGCCCGUGCAGGCCGCACCCACCGUGUUCCAGGCGGAAUCCUCCGUCAGCUCCGGACCGAUCAUCUCUGAUGUUACGGAGUUGGCCACGCCCCCCGCAGAGGAGGCCGUCACUGGUUGGACGCAAGUGGGAAAGAUGACAAACGUCAAGGAGGAGGAGCUUGUCGCGCCUGACAUGGGGGAGGGGCUUACAUCUGGAGACACGCCCCUUUCUCCCACCACCUUCAUCAACUCUAUCCUGCAGGACAAUGACGCACCUGACACUAGCACCACAACUGCCCUCAGGCAUCACCCAGCCGCCACCAACACGGACCCAGCUCAGAUGUGUCAGACAGUUGUAUGUAUUGACAAGUCUGAAUUGUCAGAUCACAUUGAGACAAUUGACAACAGUCUAGAAAACCUGCAGACCAUCCUGAACAACCAAACCUUCACCUUUGACACAUCACCGCUCAUGGAGUUCUUCAGCCCAUCAUGUCCUCCAGGUGACUUUGACAUCAGCGCUCUGGACACCCUUCUCUGUGACAACUUCCCCAAAGGAGCUGAUGAAAGCGACAAUACCGGAAAGCAGCUGGUGCAGUACACACCCAUUCCGAUUUGUGAGCCAAUCGGUGUGGAGGGGGGUGCGACCGACCUGCCGUCGCUUCUGGAGUUGGAGGCGGAGCCUUUCCUCAACCCAGACCUGAGCGCCAACAUGAAGUCUGACCUCUGACACGUUGAAGGAGGGACUCCAGGAUGACAAUCAGGCCGCUGUGGGCGGGGCCUAAAGGCAACUGAAGGAGCAUGCCGAUUGGGUGGCGCACUGGAAGAGGCGGCGGGAGAAGUGAACUUGAUGCUUGCGCUGGAAGUCAGCAGGUGUCCUCCAGUUCCAUGUUCUCUGCAGCUGUAUGCACAAACGCACGCGAGGCAUCAGGGGACUUUUGGGAUAAGGUGUGGUUGUCACGGCAACUGAUGCGAGCGCUGCUCGAAUGACUCACGAGCACAAAGACGGUCUCACCUUCAGGACCCUGACCCCAAGACCUGUACUGUUCAGUGACGGAACCUGUGGAGUACAAGCCAUGCCGGCAGUGUGCAAGGCACAAUUAUCAUCAUUUUUAUGACAUCAUUACGAUUGUGGUGAAGCUUCUGUGUGUUGACGUGAAAAAGACUCACCAGCCUUGUGGGGUUCUUUAGAUGGCUGCCCGCCACCUGCACAACACAAACGCCAAGUCACAUGAUGUCAUCAGAUGAUUUCAUCACAUGAGGUUGUCACAUGACAUCAGUGCGACUAGGCAAGUCCAAAGCUGUUCCCGUCCCUCCCUUUCCACUACAGAGUGGCCUAUUUACGAAGUUGACUGUUCUGGUGUGCUGUUGAAAUGUGUGUUGAGUGCCCUCGAUGUAUCCCACAAUGCAGCUUGAAUCCCUUUGUAGUGAUUCAGCUUCGUUUGCAAUCAUUCACUCAGGCUACAAAGGUAUUUUUAUAUACCGUGGACCCCCGCUAUUGGCGGCAGAUAGGGACCAGGCUGGACUGAGAAAAGUUGAUGCCCAUUAGAAUUGCAUUGAAAAAAAUAAAUACAUUUUUUAACCCUAAAACUUCAAUAAGUGGGCAUAAAUCGUCAUCGUCAAGUGUUUUUGGGAUUGUUUUUUAAGUUUAAAUGGGACUGGAGUCCAACUAAUAAGUGUAAAACUCACGGGAGUCCACGGGCGUUCCUGCUGGCUCUGAAAAGACUUCCAUAGAAACGCACACACAGUGUUUGACGGCCCCUUUCGAUAAAUUUACAUCAAUACUCAGUGAGCGGCAGCGGCUUACCUGAGGCCGUUGCCAUGGUCAAGGCAUCAGUGCGCCACCUCAGCCGUGCCUGUGACAAGAGUGACAGUGAAAGAAGCGCAACGGUAGCUGCAGACGCGCAUCGGCGUCACGAUGGGUGAGAGGGCCCCCGCGUACACGUACCCGACUGUGGCGUGUGCGUGAAGGCGACCCCUGCUGGCUCAGUGUGCACGAGCAUGGACGACUCUGUAAGUGCCGUCACGUGACAUGGUGAACAACAUGGCCGCCCGGCAAAAGUACAGUGAGUUGAAUUCACCCUGUGACCACUGACCACACAACUCAAAACACUCAUAUUGCAAAUCAUCGAAUGGAAAUGCCUCUUAAGCGUAAACAAAUUGAACAAAAGGAAAAAAAAAGAUGUUGUAGACCUAGUGGAAAUGCAAUUAAUGUUCCAUCCUCCCCCCACAAAACUACAGAAAUGUUUGUCAUUUGUUUUUAAUAAGGAAACUAGCACUCUAUAGUAUAGUACUUUAUAAUGACAAAUAUAUAGUAAUCUAAAUAAGAAGGUAAAGAAUGAAACUGUACAUCUUGAUGAAUUCAUUGGGGCUCCGUAAGUCUGUGAUUUACCUGCCAGGGUGUAAUAUAAUACAGUCGCAGACCAAACAAGAGUUUCACAGCUACUGUAAAUGACUCAGCAAGCUGCAGUAAUAUUUUUUGAAUAUAUGUGAGUGUUGUAAUAUUGUCUGUCUACAUGUAUUGCGCCACUAUUUGUGUUCAAAUAUCCUUGGCUUAAAGGGUUAGAAUAACUCCACUAUCGAUGCCAUUAGUUCGCUGGUCUAUGGUGUUUUCUAUUAUGUGUUAGCAUUAAGCUAGUGGGGGUAUUGCGAAGGCAAAGUUGCUUAGUUAUUUUUAAAUCCACAAGGUGUAAUAACCUUUAAAGUGUUUUUUGAUGGUAAACUUCGUGCCAGUGUAAAUAAUCUACAACCCCAAUUCCAAUGAAGUUGGGACGUUGUGUUAAACAUCAAUAAAAACAGAAUUCAAUAAUUUGC
Messenger RNA from Phycodurus eques (leafy seadragon), 3730 nucleotides. It is a transcript of the gene hsf1, whose product is annotated as heat shock transcription factor 1. The coding region runs from base 237 to 1646 and encodes 469 amino acids. The transcript is spliced from 14 exons. Lineage: Eukaryota; Metazoa; Chordata; Actinopteri; Syngnathiformes; Syngnathidae. Gene Ontology annotation, molecular function: DNA-binding transcription factor activity; sequence-specific DNA binding. Gene Ontology annotation, biological process: regulation of DNA-templated transcription. The record is from RefSeq and is a predicted model, not a curated record.